Messenger RNA from Pocillopora verrucosa, 4906 nucleotides. RefSeq names its product trafficking protein particle complex subunit 9. Gene Ontology annotation, cellular component: trans-Golgi network. NCBI's taxonomy places the organism in Eukaryota, Metazoa, Cnidaria, Anthozoa, Scleractinia, Pocilloporidae. The record is from RefSeq and is a predicted model, not a curated record.
CAAGAUGGCGGACAAGUACUGACUUCUCACUUCAUGGAAUCAAAUAUGCAGUGCAUUUUCCUGUAGUAUGCUGAGAAUAGACUUCGGCCAAAGCUUAUUAGACCAUAGCGGGGUCUUAAUACUUGUUCAACCUGUGGGAUACAUCGGUGAUAAACGAUUCAAAGCAAUUUUCGACGAAAUUUCCACGUAUCGUACCGCACAGGUACCGAACACUAUCAGGACACUAAACCUUCGGUACUCGAAAAGGGUCAGUCCUCAAUUCACCGAAUGGGGAAAUUUUCAUUUUCACAAACGAGUCUUGGGGCUUAUUUGUGUUGGAUGGUGCACCGAGAUUUCAGAGGUAGAAAAGCUUGAAAAAGCGAUAAAUGAAAUUAAAAAUCCUUUUAGUGCAAUACUUUUGAACACAAGAUGUUUCGUCUUUGGCUGCCAGUCCAACGACGAAUCAAAGAUCAGGAAAGAUUUCGCACUUAUCAGAGGCGAAGAUCAUUCCGGAGACCUUCAAAGUAACCUCGCAGAAUUUGUAGCUUCUUUGUUUAACGUAUUGGAAUCGAAGAGGAUCAGUAAACUGUCAGAGAAGAUUGAUAAAAUAACCCUGAUACAAGCACCGGUAGAGCAUGAAGUUUUUGGAGGAGAGAAUGACAGCAGGACAAGCAAAAGAAAAACUAUUGGAAGGUCCAAAAAAUACACAGGAGAUUUGUGUAUGUUGGCUGGUUUGCCACAAGAAGCUCUCUCUCAAUACCUUAUUGCUGGAGAACAUUUAAGAGUCGUCAAUGAUCUUCUAUGGCUUGCUGGUGCAUUGGAGGGACAAUGUGCAGCAUCACUACUACUGACCAGAACUGCUACAGAAAAGGACAGGAAUUCAUUGAUUUUACCAAUUGAAUGUGCAGCGAAUUCUAUGAAUUUAACAAUGAAUGGUUUAGGAGGUGAUGUAGAUGAAUCAAAAUUUAGGAAUCCACAAGCACUCAGUGAAGACGAGAUUGUAGAAAGGCUCUCAGAAGCACUGAGACUCUAUAACAGAGUCAAAGGUGCUGCUGUUGUGGAAACAGAAGCUAAUCUUAAGUUUACAAGGCUUUUAAUCACUUACAAGAGACGAAUUGAUGCCAGUGUGGCACUGCAGAAUUCCCUUUCAGUAAAUGUUUCACUGACAGAACAAGAAAAGAUCCAGCGGUACAGUGCUGCAGCAGUGUUAUAUGAUGAGCUGGGAUUUCAACGCAAGGCUGGAUUUUUCAGUCGAAUUGCAGCCAUGCAGUGUGUUUCACAACUAAUGCCACAUCCUCUGUGGCUCUAUUCUUACAAAUUUCUCAUGAGUGCACUGGAGGGGUACAGAAUUUCUCUCGAUCAAAAAGAUGUUGCCACAGGUGCUACAAAUGGUUGGCCAGCUCUCCAAAUCAGGCUUCUUAAUGAGCUUAUUUACACUGCUCGCCGGCUAGGAGAUCCUUUCGGGGCGUUUAGGCAUAUCACGUUUUUACUGCACACAAUGCAUGACCAUUUGAGUGACGACGAAAUGAAAGAGUUAUGUUCACUGUUGGAGAGUACAGCCAAGCAGUGUACCGGAUCACCUAGAUCUCCCAAGUCGCCCAAGGAAACAGAUGGGCAGAAAAUUGAUGCCUUAGACAUGGCUUUGAUACCCCUUACUAAAAUGCCUCUUGUUAGAUCGUUUAAAGUUCAACCUCUUCCUCUACACAUGAAACCUGUUGGAAAUAAAUCAGUUGUAGCGUCUGACUCGGAAUCAGCAGGACCGUUUAUAUUCUCAUCUCUAAGAGGAAAAGUUAAACAAUCAAAGAAAGGCAAAAAUACAACUUGGGUGUGCGGGGACAUCGGUCAAGUUUCGUUGGAUGUCUACAAUCCUAUGCCAUGUGAAUUAAGAGUCUCUCAGAUGAUCCUUUGUGUUGAAGGGGUUGAAUUUGAGCCGUACCCAACGUGUUUGUCUCUACCUCCAAAGGCAGGCCCUCAUACAGUGAUAUUGCUCGGGAUACCAGCCUCUGCAGGGUCAAUGAGAAUUACUGGUUAUUCUGUGACAGUAUUCGGCGUCGAAAGCACCUGCAAGCUGACAAAAGAAAAUCUGGAGAACAAAGACGACUUUCCUGUGAUUGUAGACGUGACUCCUUCGAUGCCCCUAAUCCAAGUGUCCACAACUCUUCCCAAGGUCCGUUGUCAGCCGCCUGAUCCUGACACUCCCCAAUCUGUGCCCCUUGUCACGGCGGUUACAUUGUACGCUGGGCAGAGCAUGAAAGGGACCAUUAAUCUGGAAAACAUUGGCAAGAUGCCAGUCGAAAGUCUGAAUAUUUCUGUUACUAGCAAGGAUGGGGAAGGACUCGAUGAACUCUUCAGUUUUGAUGAGGAAGAAAUCAAGUCCAAGCUCCCAGUCCUUCCUGGCCACUCCACCGACAUCACAGUAACAAUAACUGGCGCUCAUCGCUUCCCACAAGGCACCGAGAGCAAUGAAAAUCCCAGCUACGAUCCGGCGGCACCAUGGGGCUUGACCGGUUCCAUUCAGUUCCGUUACUCAACGGGAUCUAGCAGUCACAUGUCACGCAAGGUCACCAUGGCCAUAGAUGUGACAGUAGUGCCCAGCUUAAUCUGUGAAAACUAUCAGAUUAUAGAGCUCCCUAGUGAUCGAUCUCAUUGUUUACUGAUGUUUGAUGCUGUUAACAAGACCUCCAAUGACAUGGAACUGUCCCUGUGUGUUGGCAACUGUAAUGAAUCUAAUUCUGUAGAAGGAGAGUUGACUACGGAUGGUGCGAUGAAUAUUCAAGGAAAUGACAAAAAUAGGAUAACGAUGAAUUUGCCGAGAUUUACUUUACCAGUGUCUGAUAACCAUAACGAAGAGGUUAAUGCUGACUCCCAGAGACGCGCUGAAUACGAAAGAAGAGUUUGUGACUUGGUUAAGAUUCGUUGGAAUCUUCCGGCAUGUAACGCUGAAGGCUGUGGUAGUGUAGAGAAUCUGAAACUAAACCCGAGUAUGAUGCAGGCAUUGAGACCAGAUCCAGUCACAUUUGGUGUUCAGAUCAAUGGAGAGGAAUACGACAACACUACAUCAAGUGGAAUCACUAUCUCACUGUGCACGAUUGUGAAGCUCAAUGUUCAUGUGUCUAAUCAAAGUGAUGAACCUCAUGGGCCUUUAGUGUUAGCCAUUGAACCUUACCAAGACCAGGCCUCCGGUUGUCCGGUGACCGAGCUGGAUGGAAAGGUGGCCUGGGUAGGAACGUUACAAGUUCAUACUCCUGAGGUACUACCCGGGAAGUCUUUCUGUCACUCGUGUUCGCUGAUUUUUUUGUAUGCGGGACAAUUCAUGGUCUCCAUUUCUUGUACUGAGACCGCAACGGAAAAAACCGCAACUUCUCAACAGGGAACUGGAUCCGAGUCACCUGAAAGAACUUGCAAUUCUGAAAACACAGAGAAAGCUCUCAAAGAAGAAAUACAUGGUUUGAAGAGAUCGUGGACAUAUUCGCCGUCUGUUAAAAUACGCGUCGUAUGAUGAGAGCCAUCGAAGAGGAAUACCUUGCAGCUUGGCACUUCGAAUUAAAAAGCGCCGUGGUUCCCUACAAAAUGUCACUAAUAUAUAUGAGUUAUUUAGAAGAGUCCUUCCAAAUGAUGUGACGUUGUCAAAAUCAACGUCAUUUUCCAUAGCAGCGCAUUGACUGAUAUGUGUUGUCAUCUGGAAUCCGCUGAUUGAUAACUGCGCUGGCUCAGUUACGCACAGUUGGGAACCAGCGGGCUGUGACUAGUUUCAAACUUCUCAUAACAUUGCUUUAUGAAUUCCUGGGGAAUUGUGAUGAGAAUGAAGGAACGUGAUCUUUUCAACUAAUCCUGCUGGAGAUAUAGAUACUCCCUAAUCUGGUCUACAGUGUAAAUACACUACAAAAACCGAGAGAUCAAACAGAUGGAAUAGGCCACGAUACACAAUUCAAAAAGUGAGCUGGCAGGUCCAACAAACAAAACGCAACAUGAUAUGAGUGCGCGAAAACGUGCAGGAUGGCCUAAUUUAAGUUAACUUUCUUGAUAAGCAGUCGCGGUGCCAUUUUGUGUUUUUAAAGUCAUACUCACAUUAGCGAAUCCAGGGGAAUGUUCGGGAGAUGGGUGGGGUGGGGUUCGUUACUCCCUCCUCUCCCCUCCCCUCCCCUCCACCGUUGGGUUUCAUCCGUUUGUGUUACACCAAAAUUCUCAGAAUAGUAGGAUCGCUAGUUACCAGUGCUUUAAUUUUUACAAGUUUUGCAAAAUUUAGUUGCAUAAAUAAGUAGGCUGUAGUGUUAAAAAAAUUGUCGGUAUUUUCUCAUUAAAAGUUUACACCCCCUCCCCUCAGUAGAGGUUCCUGGAUCAGCCAUUGGUUCACAAAGCGACGACUUCUCGUUCUCUCACGUGCAAGCUGAUCGCGGAUCCCCAUUGGGUGGUCAAAUCUUGUGUCACAAGUCGUGUUUGUUGCUUAGCAACAAGCCAGACGCGAUAACUCCCAAGAUUCCAUAAGCAAUUCUCUCUUCUAGCUGCCAUACUUAGCCCUGUAAAUAAGUUAGUAGAAUUUGGUAAUAUAUCUUGAAAACACAACUCCAGCUGUUGAUUUUUGUUUAUCCUCAACAUAUCACCUCUGGAAAAUGUAGGGAACUUGUGAAGAGUAACGUUAUAUUUUGAUUAUUUUUUUAAGAUGGAAAUGUCAAAUCCGUUUUCGCGCAGCGAGUAUUUGUCCAACAACCGAACAAGCUGAAAGUGGCUUUGAGACUUUGAAUGAUUUUUACGUUACAACCGUGAGAAGUCUUAAAGUUAGUAAGAAGUGUGUGGCCGAUGUAAAAUACAAAACUGCGUUUCAGGAACUGUUCCAAAUAUGAAACGCACUUGAAAAUUCUAAGCAACUUUAAUCAUCGAGGGUAUCUAAAAAUUGACUCUCAAUAAACGACAAUAAUUAGGUAAAACA